UAUUUUCUUGCGGAACACUUGUGUGGAUCCUCCUUUCUAAGAGCCUUCCAAACUUAAAUUUAAUUGAAGGCAUAGAGCAGAAGCAGGUUGCUCAUAUUCCUCCUCAAUAAUGGCACUGCCGCAGGCAACUCAAGCCAGAUGCGCAGUGGUAACCGGAGCAAACAAGGGAAUUGGGUUAGAGACAGUGAAGCAGUUGGCUUCAGGUGGGGUGAAGGUGGUGCUCACAGCAAGAGAUGAGAAGAAGGGUCUCGAAGCUUUGGAGACGCUGAGAGAGUCUGGUGUUGUUUCUUCAGAUCUUGUGCUUUUCCAUCAGCUUGAUGUUGCCGAUGCUGCAAGCGUGGCUUCUCUUGCUCAGUUCAUUAAAUCCCACUUCGGCAAACUUGAUAUUUUGGUGAAUAAUGCAGGAAUUUCUGGAGUCAUGUAUGGUGACACUUCUUUGAUACCUUUAGCAAUCAAUAAUGGAGAGGCACUAUCAGAGGAUGAGAGGAAAAGAGCAAUGAGUGAACCAUAUGAAUUAGGGGAAGAAUGCUUGGAAGUAAAUUAUUUUGGCGCAAAAAGGACAACAGAAGCUCUUCUUCCCCUUCUACAGUUAUCAGAUUCACCAACAAUUGUCAAUGUGGCAUCGUUCUUGGGCAAGCAAGAGCAUUUAUCAAAUGAAUGGGCAAAAGGAGAGCUGAGUGAUGCAAGUAAGCUGACAGAAGAGAAAGUGAAUGAAGCAGUGAAAGAGUUUCUGAAAGACUUGAAAGAAGGUUCACAUGAGAGGAAAGGAUGGCCAAAGAUAAUGGCAGCUUACAAAGUUUCUAAAGCUGCUUUGAUUGGCUAUACAAGAAUUGUGGCAAACAAGUAUCCCAAUAUGUGCAUCAAUUGCCUCUGCCCUGGCUUUGUGAAGACAGAUGUUAAUGCCAACACAGGCUUCUUCACUGUCGAAGAAGGUGCUUCCAAUGUUAUCAGAUUAGCAUUGUUGCCUCAUGGGAGUCCAUCAGGCCUCUUCAACAAUCGCACUCAAGUCUGUCCCUUUUAAUUGUUGCAUAUAUAGCAUGAUGAACAUAUGAAUCUAUGUACAAUAAGAAGAUGGCUGGGUGAUCUGUUAUAGGCACCUUAAUCAUAUCAUGUGUAUGCAGAUCAAGGUAUUGAAAAUCGAAUCGACUAAUAAAAUGAUUGAGGCACUAGUUCAA
This is a messenger RNA of Neltuma alba, 1175 nucleotides long. RefSeq names its product (+)-neomenthol dehydrogenase-like. Gene Ontology annotation, cellular component: membrane. The record is from RefSeq and is a predicted model, not a curated record. The transcript is spliced from 4 exons. NCBI's taxonomy places the organism in Eukaryota, Viridiplantae, Streptophyta, Magnoliopsida, Fabales, Fabaceae. Bases 110 to 1021 code for a protein of 303 amino acids.